AUGGGCGACGCUUCUUCACCCAUCACCCCAGCGUUCAUGGCGCUGUCCCGCGCUCGUAUCCAGGCGAUGCACAAGAAGCGGUACGAAAAGGCCAUGAUGGACCGCGAUUCCAAUCCCCAGGCGCAGCAAGGCAACCGCAAGGCGGCUCAUGAGCCAUGUGGGUGCGUCGAGUAUGCACGCAGCGCCAUCCACCAGCUCCUCCCCGCCCUAGACGAGAGGCAGAAGUUUGAGCUGGACGAGUGGAAGUCGUCCAAAACAGCGUGGAACCGCUCGCCAGUGCCAGUCCAAGGCAAACCGUCAUGGGAUACCGUGCGCACCAUUUACACCAAGGACUCGGACGACGCCGCAGACAGGGCCAUGGUGGACGGCUUUGUCAAGGUCCUCCGGUCGAGCCCAAAGCCGCCGGGCUGUCUCGUCCUCGACUCGCAGUUCGCCGUCAACAUCUUCAAGGUCUGCACCUGUCACAACGGCAAGGGCAAGUGCCGCAACAACCAGCUUCUCGAAGACGCUCUCACAGAGGCCGGGUACAAGGAUGGUACGUGGGGGGCGCAAGUGAUUGACCGAACCCAAACCAGGCUGUACCAUUACUCUCGCGUCAUCUUUCCCGUCAAGGCCAACGGCGGCUGGCUGGUUGUAUUCCUCGACGCACGCGCUGUGUGUGUUCGCAUCUAUGACCCCACUGGUGUGCUGCUCCUUGACCCCGAGUGGACCGCAGCUAUGGUGCUCAAUGAGGAGCACCAGCACCCUCCCGUGAAUCGCAAGCCUGAUGAGCAGCGGGCAAUGUUUACCUACGGUUGCUGCGCGGCCAUGGAGGUGUUCAUCAUGGCCAAUGCCGUGUGCCGGAUUGAGACCCUGGUCGACAAGCUCACCUGCGCCGUCACCGCUGGCAACAGCAAGCAUUCGCUCGACUCGGCACUCGACCUUCUCAAGGACCACGAUCACGACCACGACGACCCCAAGGUCUCCACAGGUCCCAAGAUCCGGGCCAAGAGCAAGAACCUCAAGGCGCGCAUCGCCGCGGCCAACGCUCGGUCCAAGCCACCCAAGGCCGAGACGGUCGACCUCAAGACCUUCCAGGCCGUCAUGAACGGUGCAGCUCCCAAGGCCAAGUCCAAGAAGAAGAACAAGAACGACAAGCGCAACCCGAUCGAAAAGUAUCUCCUGGACCGUGUCGCCUGGAGCCUUGCGUCCGGUAUCCUCUCGUCGAUCGAGCUCUAUGGCGGUCUGCCUCCCCCGACAAUGGACGACCUGCGUACCUACCGCGAGGCCAUGAUGGGCAUGGGUCUUCCGGACCCGUUCACCCUCACCGAGGACGACUGGUCCGAGGGGUCGGGGUCUGAGGGGGAGGAGGACAUGGCAAGCUCGAGUAGCAGCGGCGGGGGCCCGAGCAGCAGCGCCAGAGGUCCGAGCAGCAGUGCCGGUGCAUCGAGCAGCAGCGCUGGCCCCUCUGGCGGUAUCAGCAGCAAGGGCAAGGGCAAACAGAAGGCGUGA
Apiotrichum porosum is the source of this 1491-nucleotide messenger RNA. RefSeq lists its product as uncharacterized. Lineage: Eukaryota; Fungi; Basidiomycota; Tremellomycetes; Trichosporonales; Trichosporonaceae. The coding region runs from base 1 to 1491 and encodes 496 amino acids. The record is from RefSeq and is a predicted model, not a curated record. The transcript is spliced from 5 exons.